Molecule: messenger RNA, 1200 nt
Organism: Lotus japonicus
Lineage: Eukaryota; Viridiplantae; Streptophyta; Magnoliopsida; Fabales; Fabaceae
Exons: 1
Coding region: 1-1200 (399 amino acids)
Molecular function (GO): nucleic acid binding; zinc ion binding
Source: RefSeq, a predicted model, not a curated record
AUGGAGAUAACGGAUGUGCACCACGGGUAUUUCAUGGUUCGGUUUGAUGUGGAAGCUGAUCGAGAGAGGGCUGUUACUGGUGCCCCAUGGUUGAUCUACGAUCAUUAUUUGUCGGUUAAACCCUGGACCAAGGACUUUGUGGCAGCUGAUGACAGGAUCAAUACCACCAUGGCAUGGAUACGCAUACCAGGUUUGGGCAUGCAAUUCUAUGAUGAGGACAUCUUGAUGACACUUGCUACUGGAGUAGGGACACCGACCAAGGUAGACAUGACCACGGCGGACAUGCGGCUGGGGAAAUUUGCGCGCAUAUGUGUUGAGAUCGACUUGGAGAAACCCGUUGUGGGCAUGCUGAGACUGAGAGGGGUUUGGUAUAAUAUCGAAUAUGAGGGUCUUCACUUACUCUGCUCGAAAUGUGGCUGCUACGGCCAUAUGUCGAGAAAGUGCAAGGUUAUCGCGGCGGAGACUGUGGCGGCCGCAUCCUCGACGCCAGCGACGAAGGCUACCGCACCGAGCGCACAAUCUGGGACAACCCUAGAGGCGGCUACAGAUCCUGCAAUCAAUGCAGAUUCUAUGCAGGCCGAAAAUUCAGCACCAAAAACGGCAGCUUCUGUACCAAUUGCCGCACAUGGUAAGUGGUUAAUUGUGGAGCGGUCAAAAAGGAAACAGAAUCAAAACCGCCAAUCAGGAGGGGCAGCUGCGAAAUCUAAGGAGGGUAGUAAUGCUAACAGAUUUCAUUCAUUAGCCAAAUUACAGGAAAGAGGAACAGAGCCCGUAAUUGGUGGUGUAACUGGCGGUGCAAUGAUUGUGUAUGAUGGCAGCAAAAAAUCGUACUCAACUGAGACAGCUAAUGCAAAAAAACGGUCUCGAAGAGACGAGGGGAAGACAUCACAGGCGCUGGUCCAACCUCCUCUGAGAAUUCUGGAACGCCAAUCUUCACAGCAAACACGUACGCUGGCGAGGGAGCAAACUACAGGGAGUGCAUCAGGUAAGCCGAAAACAAGGAUGGUUGGUAACAAAGUGGUUUUUGAUCUGGGUGGAGGCGCAAUGUCCACCGAGAAUAUGAAAGCACUAGGUGGAGAUAGAUACCAAUUGUUUGAGGAUGAUGCAGCAACGACGGUGUGUGUUGGGGGUGAACUAGCAGCCACUAACCCUCAGAACCCAGGACCUAAUAAUCGGAUGAUAAUUGUACCCAGACAGUAG